Molecule: messenger RNA, 902 nt
Organism: Metschnikowia bicuspidata var. bicuspidata NRRL YB-4993
Lineage: Eukaryota; Fungi; Ascomycota; Pichiomycetes; Serinales; Metschnikowiaceae
Product: tubulin-binding prefolding complex subunit
Exons: 3
Coding region: 207-797 (196 amino acids)
Biological process (GO): protein folding; tubulin complex assembly; microtubule-based process
Cellular component (GO): prefoldin complex; cytoplasm
Molecular function (GO): tubulin binding
Source: RefSeq, a predicted model, not a curated record
AGUGAGCGAUUUCCACAAAGGAGGAAGAAGAAUUCACAUUUUGGAAAGUGGGAAGCUUAGCCAGAUUCAAACUUACUUGCAAAUUCCAAUUUUAUGAGCCAUUUGGUGAAUGUGCUCACCGGUGCACUGCACACAUCCGUUGGCAGUGAGCAUGGACUUCUCGGUUUCCUACCAACGAGGCACGUAUUCAAUCUUCAUUCGUGAACAUGGCCGAAUUUCUCAAACCCAAGAAGACGAACCCAAGAGGCAUUCCUGAGGCGCCAUUCAUCGAAAAGGUGGAAAGCAUCAUCAAAAACCCCGAAAAGGAGUUUGAAGCCACCUUGCAGGCUUUCCAGGACAGGUUGCAGCAGUACAAGUACAUGGAACUCUCAAAACAGCAGCAGUUGGCGGACUUGAAGAUUAAAAUCCCCGACAUCGAAAAGAACUUGGCCAUUAUAAACCACAUCAAGGAACGAAAAGAAAGUGGCGACGACGAUCAGCUUCUUGAAACCAAUUAUGAGUUAGACAGCACGCUAUACAGCCGGGCGGAAGUCGAUUUGCAGGCGCUCGACUCCGUGGGCUUGUGGUUGGGAGCGGACGUCAUGUUGGAAUACCCUCUUGACGAGGCCGUGGAACUUUUGAACACGAGAUUGCAAAACAAUGUCCAGCUGUUGGAAACGGUGGAGGAAGACUUGGAUUUCUUGAGGCAAAACAUCACCACCAUGGAGGUCAACACUGCGCGCUUGUAUAACUGGGACGUCGAGCGGAGAAAGGCCUUGCGGAAUGUGGAACAAAACACACAAAAUCUUAAAAUAUAGGUCAAUGUUUGACAUGAGUGGCCUCCCGGUACACGAAUGCCCGGAAAUAAGACGAAUCUAAUACGAAACCGUAAAAAACAGAAUCGUGGCCAGCAAAGAAGCAGG